Molecule: messenger RNA, 822 nt
Organism: Merops nubicus (carmine bee-eater)
Lineage: Eukaryota; Metazoa; Chordata; Aves; Coraciiformes; Meropidae
Product: dual specificity testis-specific protein kinase 2-like
Exons: 8
Coding region: 1-822 (273 amino acids)
Biological process (GO): actin cytoskeleton organization; protein phosphorylation
Cellular component (GO): cytoplasm; nucleus
Molecular function (GO): protein serine/threonine kinase activity; ATP binding
Source: RefSeq, a predicted model, not a curated record
AUGCCUGAGUCUCCACUCAGGCAGAGUGAUUCCAGUAAUGACACCAACUACCAGGUGACUCAGGCUGCUGCUUCUAAAGUGAUGGUGGUGAAGAUCUACAAGAACGACGUGGACCAAGAGGUGAUUGUGCGUGAGAUCAGCCUGCUGCAGAAGCUGUCCCACCCCAACAUCGUCAGGUACCUGGGGAUAUGUGUGAAGGAUGAAAAGCUGUACCCCAUUCUGGAGUAUGUGAAUGGGGGGUGCCUGGAGGAGCUCCUGGCCAGCAAGGACGUUGCUUUGACGUGGAAGGAAAAAGUGGACUUAGCAUCUGACAUCACCAGAGGCAUGAUCUACCUGCACUCCAAGAACAUCUACCACCGAGAUCUUAACUCCAAGAACUGCCUCAUUCGAGUGACGACACGAGGCCGUGAGGCACUGGUGACUGACUUUGGGCUUGCCAGGGAGGUGGUGGAGCUGCCUGUGAAGGACGUGGAGAGGAAGCUGUCUCUGGUGGGCUCUGCGUUCUGGAUGGCUCCUGAGAUGCUGCGGGGAGAGCCCUAUGACAGGAAGGUGGACGUGUUUUCCUUUGGCAUUGUUCUCUGUGAAAUCCUGGGCAGGAUUCCAGCUGACCCUGAAGUGCUUCCCAGGACUCAGGAUUAUGGCUUGGAUGUUGCUGCCUUCCAAGGCAUGAUCAGUGAAUGCCCCAAGCAGGUGAUGGACCUCACUGCUAGCUGCUGUCGGGUGGAGCCGUUUAAGAGGCCGUCUUUCUCCCAAGUCCUGGAGGAGCUGGAGGAUGCUGCAGAGACCCUGGAGCCCAGGAGGCACAACCAGCUUUCGGGCUGA